UUGUAGAAUGUUGGGGUGGGCUGUUGGAAUAUUCUGGUCUUGUGAUGUGGACUUGCCUCCCCACCUUGUCUGUCAUGGUGGAGCAGCCUGGUGGCCCUCAGUGAUGUUAUAAGCGGCCAGAAUGAGGGGAGGAGCGGUGCGUGCUGCAUCCCUUCAUUGGAGCGCUGGAGCUCUGACUGAGCAGCUCGCUUGUUGCACUUGUGCACCGACUGAGUACCUUUGUCUUCACAUCGUCCUGUGCAACACCUUGUAGCUUUUGCUCGUGGAAGAUCAGAGCAAAGUGACAAGGAACGGCUGCGGAUUCAAGGCAUUUGUCUACCUCAUUCUGAUCUCUUGCCAGUUCCAGCUUGUCACACCCACGCUGAUGGCCGUGGCGUGCAGCAAGAUCAGCUGUGGGCCUGACCUGGCAUGGGCAGAGACUGAGAACUAGGGAAAGCCCCUGCUGGUCCAUGAGGAGUCAGCUGUGAAUAUUCCAGCUGUUGCUGCUGCCCAUGUUGUUAAGAGAUGUUGCCAGGCAGCGGAUGAACUCUCCUUUGAGGUGGGAGACAUUGUGUGUGUCACUGACAUGCCACCAAAGGAGCUGACCCCCUGGUGGAGAGGCAAGCACGGCUUUCAGGUUGGAUUUUUCCCAGGGGAGUGUGUGGAACUCAUUAAUAAGAAUGUUCCUGAGGCUCUCAUCAAUUCAGUGCCAAAGCCAGUGCCCAAGAAACGCAGCAAGAUCCUUACCUUCCUUCAUUCCUUGGUGAAGGCCUGCCCAAAGAAACCGACCGAGCGGGAGGUGGAGAAGGAAAGGGUGUUUGGCUGUGACCUGGGAGAGCAUUUUCUCCACUCUGGUCGUGACAUCCCCCAGGUCCUCCAGAGCUGCGCCGAGUUCAUUGAGCAGCACGGCGUGGUGCAGGGGAUAUACCAGCUGUCCGGCACCGCAUCCAACAUCCAGAGACUGUGCCAUGAAUUUGAGUCUGAGAAGAUUUCUGAGCUAACCGUCCAUGACACUCACAGCACGAGCUCCCUCUGCAAGAUGUACUUCAGGGAGCUCCCAAACCCUCUGCUCACUGACCAGCUGUAUGACAAGUUCUCGGAUGCUGUUGGUGCCACUACAGAUGAGGAGUGGCUGGUCAGAAUGCAGGACGUCAUCCAGCAGCUGCCCGCUCAUCACUACAGGGCACUGGAGUACUUGAUGAGACACUUGGCGUGUCCAGCUGAGAACUGCUCUAUCACAAACUUGCAUGCUAAGAACUUAGCCAUUGCGUGGGCUCCUAACCUCUUAAGAUCACAGCAGAACGAGUCUGUCUGCAUGGAACUGCAGAUGCAGUCAGCUGUGGUGGAAUUCAUCAUCAACCACACAGACUUCCUCUUCUGCUCCAAGUCCCGACCUGACAUUGCAGAUGGAGCAGGGGACAGUUCUCUCUCCGGGCCCAAGUCUGUGUGGGUGUCUUCUCCUGCCACAGAGCUGCUCAUUCUGGAGGAGGCACAGGCUCAGAGGCGAGGCCACAGCAGCUCUUCCGUCGUGACAGAGAGCAGGGACAUAGAAGUGGAAGAAGGCCCCGCAUCUUUACCAGGGAAAUUCCACACAGUCGUUAACUUUCCAUCUGAAAGGUAAAGAAGACUUCCUUUUCCAGCACCUAUCAUCAUUGUUUGGGUGGGUUUUUGUGGCUUUUUGUUUUGUUUUGUUUUCCCCAUUAUUUCUAGUGCCAAACCUGCUGAAACUCAAUUAAACUAAUGGUGCCUGAAGUGUUGCAGUGAAUCUCUGCUCCCUUUGGACUGUGAGAUUGAACUAACAUUCAGUUGCCCGACGGGCUCAAUUUAGACACACAAGGCUGUCAUUCCUUCCUUCCUGGGCAGGCAGUCCUGUGCCGGCUGUACGUGGAAACGUUGGAGUUCUCCGGAUUUCAAGUGCCUGAAACCAAUUCCGGUUCUCCUCAAAGCAGAGCUGUUGGUCAGACUUGCUGGCACUAGAAACUAAACAUGGCAGAGAGAUGGGGCUAAUGAGGUGUUAAUGUCAGAGUCAGAGAUGCUUUUGAACUUUUAUGGCUGCACAGUUCCUCAGAAAGCAGUUAUGCCUGCCAGCUUGAGAAGAGCCAUCCCUUAAAUGC
Phasianus colchicus (ring-necked pheasant) is the source of this 2093-nucleotide messenger RNA. The record is from RefSeq and is a predicted model, not a curated record. NCBI's taxonomy places the organism in Eukaryota, Metazoa, Chordata, Aves, Galliformes, Phasianidae.